Messenger RNA from Lodderomyces beijingensis, 2487 nucleotides. Lineage: Eukaryota; Fungi; Ascomycota; Pichiomycetes; Serinales; Debaryomycetaceae. The record is from the annotation of a GenBank genome assembly.
AUGGCUAGAGGAAGAAGCAAAUCCACAGUGCUGCAGAUUGCCAAUGACGUCCCUGUGAUAACCAAUGGGAUCAGUGCGCUUCAUGAAAAGCUAGGUCCAGCCACACCACCGACUUCGUUUCGACAUUCGAGAUCAAAAUCGCUUAGUGGCAGGGAACCGAAACGUCAAGCAGAGCCAAUAGCAGCAGGGCCACACUUGACCCCGCUCGACGAAAAUGACAAAAGCGGGCUAUGGAAUCAAUAUCUAGAGUCGUUCAAUUACGACUUGGUGCUAAAACCUCAUGAUAUCGAUCAGAUCAACAUUCAGCAUUUGGACCAUGUGCUUGGCUUUCAGAACAACUUGAGGUUGAAUCAGCAGGAGCUAAAUCGGUUUAUUAAAGAAACCGAUGGUCUAAUUGAAAACGUGGAUGAUCUUUUCAGCAAGUACAAAAACAUCACUAGUCAGACUUUGGAUUUCGACAGGUCAGCAAAUAGCUUGUUGCAGAAACAAGUUCAAUACGAAGAGAAAUUCGACCAGAUACACCAGUACCUCAAGCACUUUAAACAUUUGGACUCGAUAACCAAAAACUUGUCGAGGUCUGGCUCUCACUUGCUUACUCAGAAGCGUCAGCUUUUCGUUGAGGAAAUCUUGGUGAAUUUGGACACCUCGUUGGAGUUUGUUGAAGCGCACCCCAAUUUCAAAGAUAGCGAAUUGUAUGAAAGCAGAUUCAGGCAAUGCAUGACUCGUGCGUUGACUUUGAUCCAAAACUAUCUCAACAAUGAGUUGAAAAGCAUUCAUGAUUCAGUAGAGAGAAGUUUACACGAUCUGAAAAAGAACCUUGAUAUCGACUUGUUGAUCUACAACGAGUUUAACAAUUAUCUAAAAUACAACCAAACUGUAUUUAACGAGUUGAUUCAGGAGUUGAUCAAGAGGAGUGUGAAACAUAGCGAGUAUAAUGGGCUCGUGAGUGAUGUUUUAUCAAACUACUUUAGAAUCCGACUAAAGUUUUUGAGGCUAUUUAUUGACAAAACAUCGACGAUUCAUGAGCUCUACAAGGCUCACGAAAGUGCCAGCCUUGUCCAGCUUUGCCAAAAUCAAAUUUCAUAUUUCCGGAAAAUCAUCGAGAGGGAACAAGAUCUUUUCAUCAAAUUUUUCUUUUUCCAAGCCUCUUCAUCCGACCCCAGUAUCAAACUUUCCUUUGCUUGGGAUGAGUUUUACAGUUUUUUGCGCAAUGCGAUAGAUCCACUUUACGAUGGAAUAAGGUUACUCGUGUUGCGGGAAUCCAACAUUGGUGCCUUGUGCGAGUUGACCACGUUGCUUCAAAAAUACUACGAGUUUGAAGAUGGCGACGAUAUAAACGGCAGCAUUGUUGACAACCAGAGUAUCUUUAGCGUGGGGGGCCAAAGUGGUGGCGGCAAUGACUCCGUCAAGUACGGGCUAUUGUUCCAGCCGAUACUAGACGACACCCAAAACAGAUUGAUCUUUAGAAUCCAGAAAUACGUCGAUAACGAGUUGAUGCGGUAUAAACCAAAACCCCUGGAUCUCAAAAUCGGUCAUGUGCGGAAACAGUCGCAAACAAAGGAAACCAGACACCCGCUAGACGUUGACUAUGAGGAGAAUUUGUUCCCAGAUACAUACUUGCCGCUCGCGAAAGCUUUGACAAUCUUGUCCAGCAUCUACGAGCUCAUCAAUUCCGUCGUGUUUGACGAUAUGGCGCAUUAUAUUGUCCACGCCUCUAUAAAGCUACUCAAGAAUGACUAUUUGAAAUUGGCCGUGGGCUACAUGGGUCAAGUUGAUGGGCAGUUGUCAUACUUGAAAAAUUUGAUACUCUUGCGCAAUCAGGUCAAGAAUUUCGACAUUCAUUGCACAAGAAACGACUACUAUAUCGACUUCACUAGUGGCCUUGCCGACAUAUGGCAGAGUUUGAAGCUGAGCGACUUUACCAACGGAGGCGUAAGCGGGGUCUUUCUCACACUUGCCAAAAAAACGGUCCCCAAAGUCAUUAAUGACAUGCUCGAUGCCAAUCUUGAAAUCGAGAUGGAAUCGAACAAUGCCGUGACAGAUUUCAUCACCAACUGCUCAAAUGACAUUUGUCAGCCAAUCAUCCACAAGACCAAGGCGACAAAAGACAAUUGCACUGCAUUCAAGGACAAUUUGAUCAUCAAGAUUCCCAACUUGUACGCCCAGGCCAAAAUUAUUCUCGAGGAUCCAGUGGUUACUCGCUUUUUGAUGGAAAAUUUAUCAAACUUGAUAUUAGUUACUUAUGAGCAUUUUCUCAACAGUUUGCAACCAGAUCAACAACCGACUGAGGACUUGGAGGACUUGAUGGAAGCUGAUGCAUUAUACGGCUUCAUUAACGAUAUCAUCCAACAUUUAUAUGAUGACGACGAAGACCAGCCCAAGCCUCCGAAAUUCAAUGAGGACAUUUUGGGAGCAUUGGACUUGGAAGAUGAAAUCUCGGCUCGUUCGCGCCCAGCGCUGCCCGUGUCAAUGGACUUGAUGCUUUGA